CCUGAUCCUGAGCCGCCCCCGGGCUUCGAUCCUCCGCCGCAGCCGCCGCCGCCGCCGCACCCCAGCAAGGAAGCCCAACGCGCGCGCCCCAUCGCCAACCCCUCCGGCGUGUUCAUGCCCCCGGGGCCUCCGGGAGCACCAUGGCCCGAGCACGCCAGGAGGGCAGCUCCCCUGAGCCCGUAGAGGGCCUGGCCCGCGACUGCCCGCGCCCCUUCCCGCUCCGCCGCAUGGUGCCCUCGGCCGUGACCUGCGGCCUGUGCCAGCCCGGCCUGCCCGCCGCCCCCGCCGCCCCGGGGCUGCUGCCCGCCGCCUACCUCUGCACCCCCAGCGCCCCGCCCGCCGUCACCGCCGCCCUGGGGGGCCUCCGCUGGUCUGGGGGUCCCCGCAGCCGGCCCCGAGGCCCGCGCCCCGACGGUCCUCAGCCUUCACCGUCGCCCGCGGAGCAGCCGCUGGAGUCGCCCGUGCCCAGCGCCCCGGGUCCCCUGGCGGGCGGCCCCACCCAGGCGGCCCCCGGAGUCCGCGGGGAGGAGGAGCAGUGGGCGCGCGAGAUCGGGGCCCAGCUGCGGAGGAUGGCGGACGACCUCAACGCGCUGUACGAGUGGCGGAGGCAAGAGGAGCAGCAGCGGCAUCGCCCCUCGCCCUGGAGGGUCCUGUACAAUCUCAUCAUGGGACUCCUGCCCUUGCCCACGGGCCGCGGCGCCCCCGAGAUGGAGCCCAACUAGGUGCCUGCACCCGCCCAGCGGCCGUUGGGAUUUCGGGGGGCAGGACCCUCCCACCUCCUGACGCCCCGGCCCGCGCGGGGAGACUUUUCCUUGCACCACGGAGCGAAUGGACUCCCAGCCCGGCCUGGCCCGUCCCGGGGGCGGCCGGCGGGCGCAGCCUCGUGGCCGACA
Messenger RNA from Suncus etruscus (white-toothed pygmy shrew), 893 nucleotides. It is a transcript of the gene BBC3, whose product is annotated as BCL2 binding component 3. The coding region runs from base 141 to 722 and encodes 193 amino acids. Gene Ontology annotation, cellular component: mitochondrion. NCBI's taxonomy places the organism in Eukaryota, Metazoa, Chordata, Mammalia, Eulipotyphla, Soricidae. Gene Ontology annotation, biological process: positive regulation of apoptotic process; intrinsic apoptotic signaling pathway in response to endoplasmic reticulum stress; execution phase of apoptosis. The transcript is spliced from 4 exons. The record is from RefSeq and is a predicted model, not a curated record.